This is a messenger RNA of Belonocnema kinseyi, 528 nucleotides long. Its product is annotated as trypsin-4-like. The transcript is spliced from 3 exons. Gene Ontology annotation, biological process: proteolysis. Bases 1 to 528 code for a protein of 175 amino acids. NCBI's taxonomy places the organism in Eukaryota, Metazoa, Arthropoda, Insecta, Hymenoptera, Cynipidae. Gene Ontology annotation, molecular function: serine-type endopeptidase activity. The record is from RefSeq and is a predicted model, not a curated record.
AUGCUAGGAAGGGAUUAUGAAAGGACUGAAUGGAAAGUGGUAAUUGGAGAAGUAAGUAUGGUGAACGGAGAAAAAAGAGAGUGGUGUUCCGAAGAGCAAUUCUCAACGUUCCACAUGCGCCAAAAGCGUAUAAUUAAUCUUAGAAAGCAAGGAGACGGUCCAGUACAUAUUGCAAGCGUUCCCUAUAUUGUUAAUAUUCGAAAAGAAAAUAUAAGUGAUUGUGCUGGAAGCAUAUUAUCGGCUGUAUUUGUCUUAACUGCAUAUGAUUGUGUUUUUCCUUCACUAAUGGAAGACUACUCCAUUUUAUCUGGUUCAGCUUUGAGAAACAGCGGAACUCGUCACAGUAUCAGCAGAAGAAUAGUAGUCCGACCCAAUCAAGAAUUAGUUUUACUGGAAGUUUCUCCACGUAUCGACUUUCACCAAAGCCCUAAUAGGCCAAUUCGACUGUUUACGGGAUUUAUUCUUUAUCCAGUGUAUGCUAUUUGUAGCGGAUGGGGAUGUACACAUCCAGGAUCUACUUGUUCGUAA